AUGCUACUGCAUACUUGUUACGUAUCGGUUAUAAUAAUUACAGUUAAUUUAGACAUUUUAGUAAGUGCUCGGGAUAAGAUUUCUCCGCCUAUCGAAAGGGAACGCCGGCAUAUACUUCCAUUAUUAGGCUACAUACAUGGAUACAAAAUUGGGCAAAAUUUUGCACUACAAUUACCCCCGUUCGUUUUAUCGCCUAUAGUGAUAGUGCCAUCAGUAAACCAGCAACAAAGUGUCAACAUACAAAAAGCUUCCGGAGAAGAAAGUUACCAGGAAAAUGGAGGGACUCUGCAAAAAAUUGCUCCAGCCAAACUUAUUAAAAAUAUCACUGAAGAUGAAAACAAUGAAAUUAAUGACGAUGAUUUACCCUUAUCAUUAAAAGUCAACGAUAAUUCAGAAAUUCAUAGUAAGAGUAAUUAUUUAUCAUCUUCUGAAGUUGACAAAUUUAAACAAAUAGAUUUAAAUGAAAUGAAUAAUAACAGUCAAGAAUCAUCGGAAACCAAUGAUAAUUUAAAUAGCACGCCGUAUACUAUAACAGAUACUCAAGUAGAAAAUAUAGAAACAGCGAAUACUACCACGAAAGCAUUUGGUCCUUAUCCAACCGCAAUAUAUAAUAAUAAUAAUAAUUUAAGCACAUUAUCAAUCACUGUAUCCCCUUUUCAAAAUAAUUUGACUGUACCUAAUAUGGAAGAUAAAUGGCAAAACUUUAGCUUGCCUUCUCUCGGUGAAUCGAAAAAUAUUACAAAAGAAAAUAACAGCAAUGACUCAAACUUAACAGAAAAUAACAUUUACUUUCCAACGACUUUACCAUCUAUAGACAAAUAUAGUUUUUACCCGCCUCCUAGGUAUUACCAAAAUGUAGACAGGUUGUCAAUAACGACAAAUUCUUAUACAAAUGAACCUUACUUGCCGCCCGCGUACGAUGAUCGAUGGCAAAGAUUUUCACCGGCAAGAAAAUCAUAUGUAAACUCUGGCUUUAGACCUCUUGCGGGCUUAUAUUAUGACGGAUUCUUACACAAAAGUCUAGAUAAGCAGAUGGGAUUUUUGCCAAAUCGAUAUAAUAAUAAUUAUCAC
Messenger RNA from Brenthis ino (lesser marbled fritillary), 1071 nucleotides. NCBI's taxonomy places the organism in Eukaryota, Metazoa, Arthropoda, Insecta, Lepidoptera, Nymphalidae. The record is from the annotation of a GenBank genome assembly.